Molecule: messenger RNA, 2111 nt
Organism: Mollisia scopiformis
Lineage: Eukaryota; Fungi; Ascomycota; Leotiomycetes; Helotiales; Mollisiaceae
Exons: 8
Coding region: 89-1981 (630 amino acids)
Biological process (GO): positive regulation of transcription by RNA polymerase II
Cellular component (GO): nucleus
Molecular function (GO): DNA-binding transcription factor activity, RNA polymerase II-specific; transcription cis-regulatory region binding; zinc ion binding
Source: RefSeq, a predicted model, not a curated record
GAAAUCACCCCAUUUCUACCUUUCUGGCUCCAUUUGAAAACAAAGUCAUGAAUCCAGCUCUGCUGAUUUGCUUAUUUAUUAGUGGACGAUGACGACAAGGGUGCGAGCUUGCGAUACUUGCAGAAAAGAUCGAGUCAAAUGUGAUAAGGCUAAGCCUAAAUGUGGCCAUUGUCAAUCACGCAACUUGCAAUGCACAAGUGAUCCGUUUCAUAGAAGGCGCAAUUUAUCUGCUCCUGCUGACCAGGUCUGGUUGAAUAUUGCCACGGAUUUAAACUUCGUCGAAGAAACGCCAUCUCUUACUACCGGCUACGACUACGACUCUGAUUCGGAAAAUGAAGAGCUAUCUCCGCAACAUACUCCAAAGCAAACAUCCGAUCCCCAUUCUACAAAUCAGAUUGCUCACGAGGAAUCACUCGACUCUCCCUCUGAGGCAUCACAAAGUUUGAAGUCACAUCCACCUUCAACCCCGCGGACAAUACCUCCAUGGGAUCACUCGAGCCCGCCAGCCUUUGAACAUCAUCAAUACACAUCACUUCCAAAGCUACCCGGACUCCCUCAUCAUGAUUUCAUGCAACUGCCUUCACCUGUUUCGUCUACACCACGAACUGUUACCAACUAUGAAACACCAUCUCAUAUCUACCAUGAAGACCACAAUACUUUUCAAGAAAACCUCAGAUCGAUCUCUCUCCCGUCCAUCUACCUUGACAAACCAGUCUGGCCAUUAACAGACCCCCAAGAAGCCCGACUGCUUCGACACUUCGUGCAGAACUUGGCUAUUUGGCUCGAUCUCUGCGACCCUGCCCAGCACUUUCAGGUUGAGGUGCCUCGACGAGCAGGCACUUGCCCGAUUUUACUAAAUGCGAUAUUCGCACUUUCGGCUCGACAUCUUAAUCUUACUGGCUCCUACGAUUCGUUGGCGAGCAAUAGGUAUCAUCAGGAAUGCUUGAAAUACCUCAUUCCAAUGUUGAAUAAUACUGCUACUGUGUCUGAUGAAACACUCUUUGCUGCUACGAUCAUAUUAAGGGUGCUAGAGGAGAUUGAUUUGCUUGAAACAGACCUCCAGUCCCAUAUGCUAGGCAUCCAGAUCUUCGUCAAAUCACUGUUUCACCCCAUAAAUCUUCAUUCAUCUCCCAUUUCACGACACAAUUCAUUGGCGACCGCUUCUUUUUGGAUUGGUCUAAGACAAGAGAUCUACAUGGCAACAUUAUACCAUCGUUCCGUGCAAAUAAACCUCGAGCACUACGUCGUUGAUCGCACUACAUCAUCUACUACAGAUUUUGGGUGGGCCAACAGGGCCGUGGUACUUUGCGCCGAUGUUCUGAAUUGCUGCUUUGGUACGGAAGGAGUUAGUUUAAGUAAGUGGGAAGAAUUGAAAACGGCUUGUGAGAGGUGGGAGGAUGAGAAACCAAGCAGCUUUACGCCUAUAUUCCGAAGAGGUGUAAGGACAGAGAAGGGAACAGGUGGAGAGAAUAAUGACAGGGAGGCUUUUCCAGAGAUUUGGCAUAGCCACGCGUGUCACAUCAUCGGUGUCCAGCAUCUUAAACUAGCUCAGAUCCUACUUUGUAUCUUUGAUCCUAGAAUACCACGGGUUGGUGGGAGUAGAAGUGUUGCUGUACGAAAUAUGGAGGUACCCCACCAGUUCAUUACCCCACUACCCCGCUAUUUCUCGUUGCCCUUCUCUAUGAGCUUCACAGUAACACAGCAUUCGCGAUGUACUUCUAUAAUUGCUCACAAGAGAACCCAGGCGCAAAUAAAGCCCACAUUACGCGAACUAUGUGGCAUUGGAUUGUACAAUCGAUGGACUCCACCUGGCAUGUUUACGGCCUCGAUGGGGAUUGCGCUUUGUGGCGAUAGAUUCGAAGAUCGUUUCGACCAAGAAGCACUUCUUGAUAUUCUUGUCAGAACAGAACGAGAUCAUGCGCGUCCUACAGCUACGGUGCAGAAACAGCUCAAAGAGGCUUGGGGUUGGGUCGAGGAAUGAAGCUCUGAACACCGGGCAGCUAACUGUCUUUGAAAUGUCGAUAUUAUUUCUAUUUAGAAUAAUGUUGACUCAGGCCAAGAAGUGUGAAACUACAAUGCAAAGGCUCGAACAUAUUCAUUUUACUGUUUCC